CAAUGGCUUCAUCCAGUGAAUUGAACAGAAGAAAAACAAUACAUGCUGAUUUAUAUUUACCUCUUGAAUGUUGGGAAUGUGUCAUCAGUUUCCUCAUUGACCACAAUCCCAGUUUGGAAUCACUCUCCCUUGUGUCCAAACAGUUUCUCUUCAUCACCAACCGUCUCCGAUUAUCUUUCACAAUAUGUCAUCAAACCUUCCCUUUUCUUCCUAUACUAUUUCGUAGAUUCACCAACCUCACCUCCCUCAACCUCUCGCGCUUCUGUGGUGACCUCAACAGGCUUCUCCACAAAAUCUGUCGUUUCCCAUUGAAACUUACAUCACUCAAUCUAUCAAACCAAGACAUGAUUCCGGCGAAUGGGUUGCGAGCUUUUUCCAAAAAUAUUACAACUUUGACCUCUCUCACUUGUUCCAAUAUGAGUUUUAUCUGUAGCAGUGACAUUUCCCUAAUUUCCGAUUGUUUCCCUUUACUUGAAGUCCUCGACCUCAGUGACCCAGACCACUGCGAAUUCGACGCGUCAGAACCUCUUUUAUUCACUCUUUUUAAACUUCGCAAGGUUAAUCUCUCUUUUCAUCAUUACAUUGACGACAAAUUGAUUUUCCGCUUGUUCAAAAAUUGUAAGUUACUCGAAGAGGCUAUCAUGUUGGACAGUUAUGGUGUAACCUUUGACGGUAUUGCUUCUGCUCUCCGCCAGAGACCAGCAUUGAGGUCUUUAUCCUUUUCCAAUACUUGGGGACAAGCGAACGAGGUAUACGGUGAAUCUUACAUUACUUCACAAUUCAUUGCUUCCUUGGUGAGUUUGAAGUAUUUGACUUGUCUUGAUUUGUUAUCUUCAAAUAUUUCCGAUGAAUUGCUAUUCUCUAUUGCAAACGAAGGUUUACCUUUGAUGAGACUUGUUCUCCAAAAUUGCGCCGGCUAUAGUUAUUCUGGAAUAUUUUAUUUUUUAUCCAAGUGUCAACAUUGCCAACAUUUGGAUCUUCAAAAUGCUGCUUUUCUGACUGAUAAACAUGUUGUGGAGCUGUCUUUAUUUCUGGGUGAUUUGGUAUCUAUAAACUUGUCUCAUUGUUCGUUGCUCACAAUAUCUGCCUUCUUUGCACUCAUUAAGAGUUAUCCUUCACUCAGUGAUAUCAAAAUGGAACACACAAGUAUUGGGAAAAGAAGUCUAGAGAGUUCUAAAUCUUUGAUGGAUUUUACUUCACGCCCUCAGGUGAAGUAUCUCCGUUUGGCUCACAAUCCGUGGUUAACAGAUGAAAACAUCAUAAUGUUUGCUUCCAUUUCCCCCAAUUUACUGCUGUUUGAUUUGAGCGGUUGCUGUGGCAUAGAAGAAGGUGUUGCUCAAGUGUUAAGGAUGUGUUGUAACAUUAGACAUUUGAACUUAUCCCGCUGUUCAAGAGUGAAACUACUUGAAAUAAACUUUAAAGUUCCCAAAUUGGAGGUGCUGAACCUAUCAUAUACAAAUGUUGAUGAUGAAACACUUUAUGUGAUCUCAAAGAGUUUCCGUGGACUUUUGCAACUAUUACUGGAAUAUUGUAAUAAUGUCACAGAAAUGGGAGUGAAGCAUGUGGUAGAAAACUGCAGGCAACUCAGAUUGAUAAAGUAAAAUGGUUGUCAUAAAGUGCUUACUAAUGUUGUUGCCUCGAUUGUAUUUUCAAGUCCGUCAUUG
Trifolium pratense (red clover) is the source of this 1664-nucleotide messenger RNA. RefSeq lists its product as uncharacterized. The transcript has a single exon. Lineage: Eukaryota; Viridiplantae; Streptophyta; Magnoliopsida; Fabales; Fabaceae. Gene Ontology annotation, cellular component: SCF ubiquitin ligase complex. The record is from RefSeq and is a predicted model, not a curated record. Bases 3 to 1601 code for a protein of 532 amino acids. Gene Ontology annotation, biological process: SCF-dependent proteasomal ubiquitin-dependent protein catabolic process.